Pyricularia pennisetigena is the source of this 465-nucleotide messenger RNA. RefSeq lists its product as uncharacterized. NCBI's taxonomy places the organism in Eukaryota, Fungi, Ascomycota, Sordariomycetes, Magnaporthales, Pyriculariaceae. The coding region runs from base 1 to 465 and encodes 154 amino acids. The transcript has 3 exons. The record is from RefSeq and is a predicted model, not a curated record.
AUGGCCUCCGAAACCAAACCGCCGCUGCCGCCUUUCACAUCCGAAACGGCCAAGGUAAAAGUCAAAGCAGCGCAGGAUGCUUGGAACACAAGAAAUCCCCAAGUUGUCAAGAUGGCCUAUACACCAGACUCCAUCUGGCGGAACAGGGACGAGUUCCUUACCGGGAGGGACGCAAUUGGGGAGUUCCUAACCAAGAAAUGGGCCAAAGAGAGCGGCUACAAGCUGAGAAAGGAGUUGUUUGCUUUCAGCGACAACAAGAUUGCCGUGCAGUUUUGGUACGAGUGGCAUGAUGAGGACGGCAGGUGGUUCCGGACCUAUGGCUUGGAGGACUGGACUUUUGCGGACAAUGGUCUCAUGCGCAAGCGGCAGAUGAGUGGCAAUGACGUUGAGAUUUCCGAUGAUGAACGAUGGUUCAAGGAUGGGGUUGACGUCAAUGCGGUGCAGAUUAGUGAGAAACAUUGGUGA